UGCUUGACUGGUGCUCGUUCCUUAAUUUUUCUGUCCUUGUUCUUUGUCUUGCUCGGCCGUAAAUUCGUUUGCCUGUUCGUAUAUUUAAAACUGAAUUUAUCCUCCCUUGUUUCGGCAUGACGCAAAUGCUUUUCAACACGGUAUUAUAUGAAAUUGCAUAAAUUUUUUUCAACAGUGCCCGAGAAAGUUAAAGAACGCUUCGCGAUAUUGAAAAGUGCAACAGUGCCCGACGUGGAUCAAAAGGCAUGCCGAGGAGCAAAUCUGAGUUCUGCUAGUAUUUUGGGGAAAGAUGCAAACAAAACAGAUUUCACCAAUUCGGUAACAAACAAGGAAACAAUGAAUAAAAACAAGACGUUUAAUUAUGAGCAUUUUGUCGCCGGUUUAUCCGGUGGCACUAUUUCGACAAUGCUUCUACAUCCAUUAGACCUUUUGAAAAUCAGAUUUGCAGUAAAUGAUGGAAUUAUACGAACAAUUCCCAGAUACGGUGGUCUUGUAAGUGGCAUACAAGACAUCGUAAGAACGGAGGGAAUUCGUGGACUUUACAGAGGUGUCUCGCCCAAUAUGUUGGGAUCAGGAGCAUCUUGGGGCCUCUAUUUAUUUUUCUAUAGAACCAUGAAAAAUCGUUUACAAGAUGGUGAUCCAAACAAAAUAAUUGGCGUGAAAAUGAGUUUAUUUGCAACUGCUCAAGCGGGAAUAUUUACCAAUCUCAUAACAAAUCCAUUGUGGGUGAUUAAAACACGAAUGUGCUUGCAAUAUUCUGGCGAUAGUGCUCUUCCUGAAUCACGAAGAUAUUCUGGAAUUAUAGAUGCAGUGCGAAAAAUUUUCAAAACCGAAGGAUUUAAGGGCUUUUAUAAAGGUUUGGUUCCUGGUAUGUUCGGUGUAACUCAUGGAUGCAUUCAAUUCGUUAUUUAUGAAGAAGCAAAACUUAGGUACAAUAUUUACAAAGAAAUGCCACUAGAGACAAAAUUAGGCUACGUGAGUAAUGUAGUAUUCGCGGCAUUAUCAAAAUUUGUAGCAGCUAUUUGCACCUAUCCCUAUCAAGUUGUGAGGACACGACUACAGGAUCAACAUCACGAUUACAGAGGAUCAUUGGAUUGCAUCAACAGGACAUGGAGGUUUGAAGGUUGCCGCGGCUUUUACAAGGGUUUGAGUAUGAAUCUAUUAAGAGUGGUCCCUGCUACCGUUAUCACUCUAGUAGUCUAUGAAAAUGUAGCACAUUUUCUCUUAGGCCUGAAGAAACCAAAUGUUAUUGAGGGAACUUCUCCGAACACACUUAAAAAUAAAGAGAAAUUAGUUGAAUCGUGAUCACUUCUCAAGAAUUCCACAAGGCUUUAGAAAAUUCUCUGCACAAGAAAAGAAGUAAAACAAAGGCUGAGAGAGUGAAAAUUAAGUCACAAAUUACGUUUUUUUGUAAGUAAGAAAGAAUAAGGUAUUCUAUUAAUUUUAAUUACACGAUAGUUUUAUUUUUGUUUGAAAUUGGACGGAAAAUUUUGAAAGACGUCGUACAAUUGAUAUUCACCUCAAAUUGUUAUAUUUGAAUUAAUAUUUUAUAAUUGGAUUAAAGAGAUUUUCGCUCAAAA
This is a messenger RNA of Leptopilina heterotoma, 1580 nucleotides long. Its product is annotated as mitochondrial folate transporter/carrier-like. The record is from RefSeq and is a predicted model, not a curated record. NCBI's taxonomy places the organism in Eukaryota, Metazoa, Arthropoda, Insecta, Hymenoptera, Figitidae. Gene Ontology annotation, biological process: folate import into mitochondrion; nucleotide transport. Bases 148 to 1305 code for a protein of 385 amino acids. The transcript is spliced from 6 exons. Gene Ontology annotation, cellular component: mitochondrion. Gene Ontology annotation, molecular function: FAD transmembrane transporter activity; folic acid transmembrane transporter activity.